Molecule: messenger RNA, 3169 nt
Organism: Siniperca chuatsi (mandarin fish)
Lineage: Eukaryota; Metazoa; Chordata; Actinopteri; Centrarchiformes; Sinipercidae
Product: neurofilament medium polypeptide-like
Exons: 4
Coding region: 208-2535 (775 amino acids)
Biological process (GO): axon development
Cellular component (GO): axon; neurofilament
Molecular function (GO): structural constituent of postsynaptic intermediate filament cytoskeleton
Source: RefSeq, a predicted model, not a curated record
AUAAUUUUACAUUAACACCUUCAGUACAAAUCAUCAACAAAGGUUCACUGAUUAGCGUGAAUAUAUUCCUGCGCAGGCAGUAGUUUUCUGAAGAGAAGAUAUCUCUUUAAAUAGAGUGUGUCCUGGUGCUGACUAGUGAGUUUUCCCUGCCUCCUAUAUAAGCUCAGCGCUACCCCUCCUGCUGCAGUCAGUUCUCCUCCGGCCAACAUGAGCUUCACGGUAGAGCAUCACUUGUUCGGUCCGACCUCGUACCGCAAGGCUCGGCCUGCCUCCGUGUCCUCCAGCGGCUUUCACUCCCAGCGCCGCCGCCUCACCUACAGCCAGCCGUCCUCCGUCGACAGCUUUGAGACCUUCAACGGUGACAUGACGCGGAGGAGCGAGAAGGAGAUUCUGCAGACUCUGAACGACCGGUUCGCCGGCUACAUCGACAAGGUGCGAAACCUGGAGAUGCACAACCGCAACUUGGAGGCGGAAGCGGAAGCUCUGCGGCAGAACCAGGCCGGGCGCGCUUCGGUUGGGGAGCACUACGAGCGAGAGCUGGGCGACCUGAGGGGUCUCCUGCAGCAGCUGACCGGGGAGAAGGCCCGCGCCGCUCUUGAGCACGAGCACCUGGAGGAGGACAUCCAGCACCUGCGGGCCAGACUGGAGGAUGAGGCGCGAAACCGGGAAGAGUUGGAGGCUGCCGCGCGCGCCAUGAAAAAGUAUGUGGAGGAGUGCCGACUGACGCGACUGGAGCUGGACAAGAAGCUCCGUGCCCUGGAGGAGGAGGACGCCUUUCUGAAGAGGAACCACGAGGAAGAAGUGGCGGAGCUCCUCGCGCAGAUUCAGGGCGCUCAGGUGAGCUUCGAUAGGCCUAUGCGGGACACGCUCAAGGCGGACGUCACUGACGCACUGCGAGAGAUCCGCUCACAGCUGGACAGUCACGCAUCCAAGAGCUCAACGCACGCUGAGGAAUGGUUCAAAGUGCGUAUGGAGCGUCUGUCUGACGCUGCUAAGUCUAACCAGGAUGCAAUUCGUGGGACCCAGGAGGAGAUCGCAGAUUACCGCCGUCAGCUCCAGAGCCGCACAAUUGAGCUGGAGACUCUUCGAGGAACCAAGGAGUCACUGGAGAGGCAGCGUAUGGAGAGCGAAGACAGACACCACGAUGACCUCAACUCACUACAGGAGACCAUCAAUCAGCUGGACAAUGAGCUGAAAAACACCAAAUGGGAGAUGGCCAGCCAGCUGAAAGACUACCAGGAGCUGCUGAAUGUGAAGAUGGCUCUAGAUAUUGAGAUUGCUGCUUAUAGGAAGUUACUGGAGGGAGAGGAGAAUCGCUUCGUGUCAGGAGGAAGUCCAUACUCUUACCUGGAAGGCAGAAUCUCUGCCCACUUCAAAGUAAAAGGAGAGGAGAUCUCAGAUAAAGUCAUCGUGGAGGAACAGACAGAUGAGACCCAGGUGACAGAGGUGACAGAGGAGGCAGACGAGGAGGAAGAGGAGGGAAAGAAAGAAGGAGAGGAAGAAGAGGCAGGUGAGGAAACCAAAGAAGAGAAGGGUGAAGGAGAAGAUAAGGAGGAGGAAGGAGAGGGAGAAGAAGAGAAGGAGGAAGAAAAGGGAGAGGGGGAGAAGGAGAAGGAUGAGGAAGGGGAGAAGGAUGAGGAGGGGGAGGAGAAGGGAGAGGAAGAGGAGGCCGGUGAGAAAGAAGAGAAGUCCAAAUCUCCAGAAAAGGCUGCAUCCCCUACUUCAAAAUCUCCUCAACCUAAAUCUCCUGCCGUCAAAUCACCAGAAUCUAAAUCUCCACAAAAAUCACCAGAAUCUAAAUCACCACCAGCCAAAUCCCCGAUGCCCAAAUCACCUGCUAAGUCACCUGCAGUCAAAUCCCCUGCAGGAGAUGAGUCAAAGUCACCUGUGUCUAAAUCCCCACCCAGCAAAUCCCCUGAAUCUAAAUCUCCUCCUCCCAAGACCCCCGAACCAAAGUCUCCAGAAAUAGAGAAGGACAAGCCUGCCGCUGCCAAAGAGACCCCCAAAGAGGAGAAAAAAGAGGAGAAGCCCCAGCCUGUCAAGGAGGAAAAGAAGGAGAAAGAGCAACCUGUGAAGGAGGAAAAGAAGCAAGAGCCCAAGGAGAAAGACCCAGAGAAGGCAGACAAACCUGAUACAAAGAAAGAUGACACUUCCAAACCUGCUGCUCCCAGCAAGCCCACAGAGGACAAACCUGCUCCCAAGUCUGAGCCAAAAGAGAGUGCUCCCCCUGCCAAGGAGGAGAAACCCUCUGCUCCCAAACCAGAGAAGGCCGAGCCUGAGGCAAAGCCUGCCCCUAAAGCAGAGCCUGAGAAAACAGAGGGCAAGAAGGAGGAGAAGAAGCCGGAGGAGAAGUCCGCACCUAAAGCCAAACCUGAGAAAACAGAGAGCAAGAAAGAGGAGAAGAAGCCAGAGGAUAAAAAGGAGACCAGUAAAGAAGAGAGUAAGGAGGUGAAGGAAGGAGGGAAGGCAGAGAAAGCGGAGAAAUCUUCUGGUACUGAGUCAAAGGAGAGCAAGGAGGAGAAGGCCAAGAAGUAAGUCUGGAUAAGCUGUGUUUCAGGGCACAAGGAGAGGAGGAGGUAGAGAUGCCAAAGAACUAUGAGGGAGUAAAGAGCAGGAGAAAGGGGCUGGAUGUACCCAGCUGUCCAACACAAAGCAGGUGAUGGUAUGUAAGCAAUAGUGAUUUCUGUAGCAAAUAAUCCCCUGCUCCCUAAGUAUGGCCAUUACACACCCCCAAUGCUUCUGAUGUAUGACUGUAGUGAAUGCAGAAUGCUCUUAACUCUUUAUCUGAAUGUGACAACUGCCCUAAAUAAAUAACAAGUGCAUUUAAACUGAAUCCUGCUGACGGGGACCGCAGGGGCCUGCUGUACCUACACAAGCCUUCAAGGGUAGAGAUGUCAAAACAAUGUCAAGCUAAAGACUGUGACAGCUAUUGAAUAUAAAAAUGUAUAUUUAAGCAGAUACAAAUGUCUGUUAUAUUUACAAAUACAUGAGUAAGAAAGACUUGAAUUUUGCUUGUUGUGCACCUUAAUGCAGCUUCUCCCGACAGGUGAACUGCAGUGUCUCACUCUUCUGGUCUGCAAUGCUAGGACAACCAUGACUGUGCUAUGUAUAAACUGCUGAGAAUAUGCAAUAUGAAACAGAUAAAUAAAGAAUGAAGAAUCAAACACAA